GGUUUUCUUUGUGGCGUUGUUUACAAAAAACAUUUGAUGACAUUCAAGGCCAGACCUUUGCACUGAAGCCAAGUGAAGAACCUUAUGAUUGCACUAUAUGUAACUCAACUCAGCUAAGACUUCACUAAGAAACAAGUAGUUCCUGCCUUUCAGAAGGAUUCAUCCAUCAAGUCGUCCCAGUCUUCUUCCCAUCAGCAACUUCCAGCUCUGCAAACUGAAGCAGGUGCCUAGCAACUCAUUCCCAUCUUUCUUCCUCACAAAGCCCACCUUGGAAAUCACCCUCCAGCCAUGUUCCAGCGCUUCACCAGCCUCUUCUUCAGUGACACCAGCACACCCGAGGGCCUUGAAGAACCCAAGCCCUUUGUCUCUGAAGAGGAAGAAGAUGAUGGGUGGCUCAUUAUUGACCUACCAGAUAGUUACGCUUCAGCCUCUAGCAAAGAGCGGCGGGUAGGUGAGAAGGAUUCCGUUUGCCCUUCUCCUUGCCGCCGUGGGUCCCCUCCACCUACCACGUCUUCGCCCCACUCCCUCAGUGACUGUGUCAGCAGGUCCAUGCCCUCUCAGCCUGACCCCUGCUUGAUGGACGAGAGUUGGUUUGUUACCCCUCCCCCCUGUUUUACUGCAGAAGGUCCUGACCCUGUCAACAUGGAGAGCAACCCGAUGGAAGACCUCCUGAUCGAACAUCCCAGUAUGUCUGUGUACGUCACCAGCAGCAGCAUCGUUGUGGAGAGUGAGGGUCCUGAGGAGCAUAUCCAUGAGAGCGAGGUACCUGAACGCCAUUUACAACGCCAUGCUCCCCACCACUCCAACUCUCUUGCCACCACGGCUGCCAUCUUGGAGAAAGUCAACCAAGUGCGUCGGAUUCAGCGGGCAAAGCAGCUGGUGGAGAAGCACAAGCUCAGCCAGAAAGUCAUGCAGCGGCAGAACCGCACCAGAGAGUGCCGCCCACGCAGGGCCAAACACCAAGGCAGCUUUGUCUACCAACCAUGCCAGCGCCAGUACAACUACUAAGCUACUUCAGGAAGUCUACACCAUGGGGCAUUAUCCUUUUAAUUCUCAGCUUUGCCAGUUUUUUUCACAAUGCUUUCUUCAGCCAAGAGGGUCGUCUUCGUCCAUUUUCUGAAAUAAACCCGUCCCCCUGCGAGAGAGCCUCCUACGUUCUCCUGAGUUGGCACCAUUCAAUUA
Messenger RNA from Euleptes europaea (tarantolino), 1182 nucleotides. It is a transcript of the gene TP53INP2, whose product is annotated as tumor protein p53 inducible nuclear protein 2. Gene Ontology annotation, biological process: positive regulation of DNA-templated transcription; autophagosome assembly. Gene Ontology annotation, cellular component: nucleus; autophagosome. The record is from RefSeq and is a predicted model, not a curated record. The transcript is spliced from 4 exons. Bases 289 to 1008 code for a protein of 239 amino acids. Lineage: Eukaryota; Metazoa; Chordata; Lepidosauria; Squamata; Sphaerodactylidae.